Notothenia coriiceps (black rockcod) is the source of this 2509-nucleotide messenger RNA. Its product is annotated as pyruvate kinase PKM-like. Bases 16 to 1410 code for a protein of 464 amino acids. The record is from RefSeq and is a predicted model, not a curated record. NCBI's taxonomy places the organism in Eukaryota, Metazoa, Chordata, Actinopteri, Perciformes, Nototheniidae. Gene Ontology annotation, biological process: glycolytic process. The transcript has 8 exons. Gene Ontology annotation, molecular function: pyruvate kinase activity; magnesium ion binding; potassium ion binding.
CGUGGUAGAAGUCUCAUGUACGUUCAUUGUUUCCGGUCAUGGCGAUUGCUCGGUCACAGAAGGAUCUGUCGGUUUCCAUUAUCCUCAUUGAAGGGAUUUACUCUUGAGCAUCCGAAUGUGUCCUACGCAUGCACACGCACUGCAGCGGUCGGAUCUGCUUGGACUGCUGUUUCAGGGAGGGGUUUUCUCAUUGGCGUUGGAAGCUGCAACACGCUGGGGUUGUUCUGGAGGUCAUUGGCUGUAAGGUGUCUGUUUGUUCCAAGGAGCAACAGUAAGAUCCACUGGGGGACUCCUAAGUUUGCACCAGUGAACACCAUGCCUCAAUCAAAGAACGUAGACCUGGGCUCUGCCUUCAUCCAGACGCAGCAGCUCAACGCUGCCAUGGCCGACACCUUCCUGGAACACAUGUGCCUGCUGGACAUCGACUCCGAGCCCACCACCGCUCGCAACACUGGCAUCAUCUGCACCAUCGGGCCAGCCUCCCGCUCUGUGAGUAUGCUGCAGGAGAUGAUCAAGUCUGGCAUGAACAUUGCUCGUCUGAACUUCUCCCAUGGCACACAUGAGUACCAUGCACAGACCAUUAAGAACAUUCGUGAGGCAUGUGGGAGCUUCGAGCCUGGCAGCAUCCAAUACAGGCCCAUUGGCAUCGCCCUGGACACCAAGGGCCCAGAGAUCAGGACCGGCCUCAUCAAGGGAGUGAGUAUUGUUAUUGCUCGUGAAGCCGAGGCGGCCAUGUUCCACCGGCAGGUGUUCGAGGACCUGCGUCGCUCCACGCCGCCCUGCACAGACCCCGCAGAGGCUAUUGCUAUCGGCGCUGUCGAGGCCUCUUUUAAGAGCUUAGCCUCUGCCAUGAUUGUGCUCACUGGCUCUGGAAGGACUCUGCGUGAGGCAGUGUGGGUGAUUGAGAGUAACCCCGCCCCCCCCCACCCUCCUCCAUGGUCCCUCUGGGCUCAGAUAGCACGAGAGGCCGAGGCGGCCACCUUCCACAGACGGCUGUUUGAGGAGCUGAGGAGAAGCUCCAAGCUGACCAGAGACCCGUCUGAGGCUGUGGCCGUCGGCGCCGUGGAGUCCGCCUUCAAAUGCUGCGCUAGCGCCCUGAUAGUCCUCACCAAGACCGGGAGGUCCGCCCACCUGAUCUCCAGGUACAGGCCCCGCGCCCCCAUCAUCGCUGUGACCCGUAACGCUCAGACGGCUCGCCAGGCUCACCUGUACCGCGGCAUCUUCCCCGUCCUCUACACCAACCCCUCCCACGACGUGUGGGCCGAGGACGUCGACCUGCGCGUCAACUUUGCCAUGGAUAUGGGUAAGGCCCGAGGCUUCUUCAAAGAGGGAGACGUUGUCAUCGUGCUGACCGGCUGGCGUCCAGGCUCCGGUUACACCAACACCAUGCGUGUGGUUCUGGUGGCCUGAACAGUCUCCAUCCACCUUCAUUUAUGUUUCAUAGCGCUUCACCCUGCACUCCAGCUCACAGCCCCCCCCCCCAGUGCAACAGCUGGGCUCAUAGACUCAAACCCUGAACAACUAAUAAUGUAGGCAAUGAUGCAAUUAGAGUACAGCCUUCAUGGCUAUAGAGCUGUUUUGGGUGGAGUUUCAAUUCGUACACUUUAUGUCUCCAUUCCUCUCAUAUCUCUAAAUCAAAACCAGUCCGCAGGGCCUCAGAUUUAAACACCUUGACCAGAAACUGCUGUAUUUAUUCACUCAAACACUUAUUAUUUAAGGUGACUCAGUCUUAGAGUGAAUGCUUCCUGGUCUGUGUGCAUACUGCCUCCUGUUUAGGUGGAGUUGGGGUUAGGGCUAUCUUUUAAAAAGGGCAACUUGAGGACUGUAACGUUGUACUGAUACAACUCCUCUGCCGAUAUAACGAACAAACUUGUUACAUCCUAAAUCAAAGGGCUCCACCUCUCCACCCAAACAGAUCCUCGUGUAGUGCUGUCUGUUUGAAGUGCCCUCUCCAGCUAUCACUGUACUUGUGACACGUGUUGCACUCCUUAUUCACUCCAGACAAUGUUACAUUCAAUGUUAUACUUAACUUCUGUAAAUUGUAGUUUUGUUUUGGGACAUCCAAUACUACUUAUAUUUUGUCAAACUCAAGAGAAAUGUUAGUGUUGGAUGUUCAGAGUUGUUGGAGCUAGUUACUGUAUUUGUGACAUAAAAGCCUUUACCGGUAAUUGCAUUGGAGCAUAUUUAUUUUGAAUCUCGUGGUUUAAUAAAGUUGAGUGAUUAUAAAAGAGCACUUUUAGGGUAUUUCCAAAGGGGACCUGAUGAAGGGAUGACACCCAGUCCCUCUCGACUCCAGUGGGUGAGGGGUCGCCCCACUCUGCUUGUCUUUCUCCUUUUUAUGUUGGUGAGCCACUGUAGCUGUCUUUUUGUGUCUAACAUGCUUUUGAUUGUAACGCUAGAGUGUCUGAACUAACUAAAUGUAAAGAGGUAUUAUAACGUUUAGCUGGUGUACUGAGCUGUCCUUAAAGACUGGAUUUCCAUCAAUAAAAGAGAUGAGCACUUACCUUAA